Messenger RNA from Thecamonas trahens ATCC 50062, 3332 nucleotides. RefSeq lists its product as uncharacterized. Bases 1 to 3312 code for a protein of 1103 amino acids. The record is from RefSeq and is a predicted model, not a curated record. The transcript is spliced from 2 exons. Lineage: Eukaryota; Apusomonadida; Apusomonadidae.
AUGGCCUCUGUCUCCCGCUCGGAACGUCUCAAGGCGCAGCUGGAGCGCUCGCGGGCGCUGGAGCCGACGCCAACGCCGCCGUCCGGCACGGCAGGCCAGGGACCGGGUGGACCGGGUGGACCUGGCGAGGCCGCCACGCCACCGUCGUCUACCCCGUCGGGGACAACCUCCACCCCAACCAUCUCCACAGCGACUUCGCCCACGUCUGCCACGCCUCCGUCGUCCACUUCUGCCACGCCCGUGUCCUCAUCCCCCGUCACGGCCACGCCGGCGUCCGACUCUGCGUCUCCGGGCGAGGUCCUCGAGUCGCCGUCAAACACCAUCGCGCGGCUGAUGGCGGAGCGCCUGAAGGAGAUCCUCGAGGCUGCAGCUAAUGGAAGGGCCUUGCUGGGUGACGUGGGCUCGGACCCGGUCUUCCGCGUCCUCUUCAACCGCUACAAAAAGAUGGUCUCGUCCGAGUCGCCGCUCGCAGCUGUUCCGACCGCCCUCGCCCCGUUCUUUGCCCCGCUUGGCAUCUCAGUCCAGGGCGGGGGCUCGACGGGCGAGCCGGUCUCGUUUCUCCUUACUUCGGCUAUUAUUGUCCAAGCCAAGGCCACCCUCGAUCGCGUCAGCGAGUCCAAGCGCGCCGCCCAGGACGCGCGCUCGGGCGUGCAGGUUGCCGAGACGAGGGUCAAGGUGCUCCGCGCCGACCUCGCUUCCGCCCGCGCCACGCUGAAAGAGACCCAGGACGAAGUCGCCGCCCUGCGCAAGGCGCUGGCUUUGAUGAACGCUGAGACGCAGGCGGCUGUUGCCGCUGAAAGCCGUGCCAUGCAAGACGUCCUUCACGCUGCCGAGAACAAGCGCGAGGCCAAGGCGGCCAAGAAGCGCAUCCGCGCCCAGAUCAAGGCUCUCACGGCUGCCUCCUCUUCGCAGGCCUUGGUCGACGACAUCGAUGGGGGAAAGUCUGCUUUGGCGACGUCCACGGAGCCUGCUCGCACCGACCCGCCUGUGGUCCUCACUGCCGACAAGCUCCGCGAGGUCCGCCAGCUCCUCGACCUUGAGCACAUUGCCCGCAGCCGCGCCCAGGUCAUCGGCAAACUUCCAUCGACGUCAGGCAACGCUCACAAGAAGGCCCAAGCCAAGGCCGAGGCCAUGCAGGCUGUCUUUGCCGUCCGCUCUGCCCGCGAGGCCGAUCCCUCCGCGUGGGACGCCGCUGUUGCCGCGCUGGAGCGUGUCUCGUUCGACGCCACUGGCGAUGAAGACCGCGCCGCCGCAGCCACCGAUGCUUCCGCUCCUGACAACGUUGCUCCCGCGGGGAUGGCGCUGUCGGUCCCUGCGCCCCCUUCCGCCUCCAAAGCCUCGCCGUUUGCCGGCCUCGCCCUCGAGCCGGUCGACUUUGAGAGCGCCGGCACACUUGUCCGCCUCGCGCCGGACGUCCCCUUCCGUCACAACCACACCCUCACGGCAGUCCAGCGCGGCACAGGCUUUAGCCUCCCGGAACGGCUCGUCGACGCCUUUGAGCCGUACGCGGCGCCGACUUUGGCCACCUUUGAUGACUUUGCGGCCGCCGCUGUUGCCGGCGAGCCGCUCGAUAGCCUCGACGUCGAGAUUGAGCCUUCGCUGACGGGGGCCUUGCUUCUGACACGCUACCCGUCGUCUGGCCUCCUCCCGCUUCCUGCCUCUGGCCGCGUCCGCCCCACUCCUGUCAACGCCGACACUGCCGAAGACCGGCUCUACGUCCUCGGUACCAACACCUCGGUCGUCCGGCUUUGCCUCGCCAUCGAGUAUCGCAAGCGCCAGGCGCUCAAGUACGUCUCGCAGGACCCGACGCUUGCCGCCAUGCACGAGAUCUGCGUCUCGUUUCACUGCCUCUACACUAUGUACAAAGCCGGCGCCGUCGCCGAGGACCGCCUCGCUGCCGCCGCCCAGGUCGCCCGCUCUGAGCUCCGCGACAUCAUCGCCACUUUUCCACCCUGCUCCGCCGAUCACACAAUCUGUCACUGGCACGAGUCGACCCUCUGCCCCUGCUCAAGCAGUGCUCGCUCGCUCUGCCGAUGCUGGCUCCCGCUCGCCGUCUCGGUCGAGGCGCCGCUCGAGCUUGCAGAGCUCCCCACCGAGCUGUUCCUUGCGCCGCUGGGCGAGGCGCUCGCGGCGGCUCGGGCGGCGGAGACGGGCAUUGCUCGCGCUUCCAAGCGCGUCAAGCUCACCACCUUUGACGCCGCCUUCUCGGGCGCCGAGGGCCUAGACUGGGCCCGUCGCUUUGUCGCUGCCCGCAUCGCCGAGCGUGAGAGCCCUCCGCCGCUGUCCGCUGCCGUCGCCGACGGCUGGGCCCUGCUCCUCGCCGCCGGCCUCGUUGUCCCGCUCUCGGCCUCGGCCUCGCCUGCUUUGCUGGGCUCAUCAGCCUCGUCGGGCUCAUCGAGCCCGCGCGCACGCGCAUCAUCGGCACCAACUCUCGGUGAGGCGGCAUCCGGGCCUGGGCUUGUCGACUCGGACAAGGCGCUGUAUCGGUUUAUCAUGGACGAUCCCAAGGCCGACCUCAAUCUCCGCGUCCUGUUUGUGGGCGAGCCGGGCUCGCCGCACGCCGUGGCUGACAAGCUGAAGAAAGCGUGCCUCUCACUCUAUGGUGCAUUUCUCGCCGAUGACGGCCGCAGCCUCGACCGCGAAGGCAUGAUGUCCUCUGAGGCUUUUGCUGCCUUUGAGGCCGACAUUGCCGAGCUGCAGCGGGUUGACCUCGCCGCUCUCGGCCCUGACGACCGCAUCGCCUUCUUUAUUAACGUCUACAACAUUCUUUGCAUCCAUGCCCAGUUUGUAUUUGGUCCACCGUCAUCGGUUCUUGCCCGGCGCACCUUUUUCAAAAGGGCCCGCUACACCAUCGCCCUCCACUCGUACUCGCUCGACGACAUCGAGCACGGAAUUCUGCGGUGCAAUGUGGGCGGCCACUUUACAGACGCCGACGAUCCGCGGCUUGCCCUCUGUCCGCCGCGCCGCGAUCCGCGCAUCCACUUUGCUCUCAACUGUGGCGCCGAGUCCUGCCCACCCAUCCGCGUCUACGACGCCGACAAGCUCGACGCACAGCUCACACUCGCGGCCCAGUGCUUCUGCCAAUCCGAGGUCUCGAUCGAACCGCAGCCGUCGGCCUCGAAUGAGCUCAUCCUCUCCAUGUCCAAGAUCUUUAUGUGGUACCACAAUGACUUUGGCGCCACAGAUGCUGACAUGCUGGCGUAUCUUAUGCCGUUCCUUCCACCUCACGCUGCCGAGAUCAUCGCCGAAGCACUCGCCUCGGACACCACGUUCAAGAUCGAGUACAACUCGUACUCUUGGAAAGCCAUGUAAAGUGUCGAUUGGUGUUGUGA